GCAGAGCCGGAGGGAAAAGCAGCUUGGAAGUCAGCUGCAAUUUUUUAAAAACCUUGCCUUUAUUCACCGGUAAUGAUCUUCAAGUGCUUGGACUUGUCUUAGAAGCUGUUUUGAAAGUAACAUGGUUUAGUCCACUAACUGCAUGUUGGGUAAAUUCAAAACCCACAUGCUCGUCCUCUUGCAGUGGAAUAAGUCACAUCUGAUGGACAUUUUCUGUGCUUAUAGCAUAGUAAUGAACGUCUGACAGGCACGACCUUUCAUAAGACAACCCACACUAUUGGCUUUCUGCCCAGAAUAUUGCUGCAACACUAUCUGUGAUUGGUUAUCUCUCUAUCAUGCAUUGCUUCACAAGGGGAAACGGCCCCUUUUUUUAAUAAAUCUACGAUGGCUGGCUGCGAUAUGCUUCACUGUUGGUACUAAGAAGUGCCUUUCCUGACGUCUCUGCUGCUUGGACCCGCUUCUAGAGCAGUCUCUGCUUUUGCCUUGCUUGCUGCCAGCUAGACUGUGACGACAGCACAUCCACCCUCCACCUCUAGCCCAGACACCCCCAUUUCUACUUAUAAUCAAGACAAAAGCUCUAAGUAUCUGGCAUUGCCCUAGGCUGCUUUAGUUUUAAAAGAAAAGUUUGCUGAAAAAGUAAGAUCUCUUCUGCCAGGAAAUCAAGGAGGAAAAAAAAAUCAUUUUCUCGAUUUGCUCUAAACUGCUUCAUCUGUCUAUGCCAAACUAAUCAAUACCGAUUGCACCACCAAACUCCAUUGCAAAUUCAGCUGUGAGGAGAUUCCCUUUCAGACAACUUUGCUGAAAGCAGCUUGGAAAUUCGGUGUCAGAGGGUCUGCCACGUUUUCAUGCUUGCAUUUUGGGCUCCAAAUUGGCACUGGGAAGGGGUUACUGAGAGCACAAGGCUGAUUCGAGGCCCUACUUUUAAACAUUCAUCUACUUACGAGUCUAGUAUUUCUCUAAAAACCAAAACCUCUUUGAAUUAACAGUUUCAUGCUGUGAAUUUCUAGUGGGAGAUCUUUUCCUUGAUAUUGACAACAAAAUUUUCCAUGUACUUUUAAAGCAGGGAGUGGGGAAAAAAAGUAUUUUGGAGGGGACAUUUUCAUCAUCAUUUUACAGUUUUAUCAGUUCAGCUUUUUUUGGGGGGGGGUUGUUGCUGUUUUUUUUUUUUUUUGUGGGGGGGUUGGGUUUGUUGGUUUCACUGAAAAAUUUAACUACCUGUAAAAUCUAAACAUGGCUGUUAGUGUCACACCAAUUCGGGACACAAAAUGGCUAACACUGGAAGUAUGUAGAGAGUUCCAAAGGGGGACUUGCUCACGGCCAGACACGGAAUGUAAAUUUGCACAUCCUUCGAAAAGCUGCCAAGUUGAAAAUGGACGAGUAAUCGCCUGCUUUGAUUCAUUGAAAGGUCGUUGCUCCAGGGAGAACUGCAAAUAUCUUCAUCCACCCCCACACUUAAAAACCCAGUUGGAGAUAAAUGGGCGCAAUAACUUGAUUCAGCAGAAGAACAUGGCCAUGUUGGCCCAGCAAAUGCAACUAGCCAAUGCCAUGAUGCCCGGUGCCCCAUUACAACCCGUGAACUUAAUGCACCAAUCAUUCCAAAAAAGAGGGGGGGAUUGCAUUUCGAGGUGGGAGGGAUCUCCAUAUCACAUCGGCAGUGAUACCAAUUAUCAGUACUGUACAGUUGAGCCAAUGUUUUCAGUUGCACCAAGCUUAGCCACCAAUGCAUCAGCAGCCUUUAAUCCCUACCUGGGACCUGUGUCCCCAAGCCUGGUUCCAGCAGAGAUCUUGCCGACCGCACCAAUGUUGGUGACAGGGAAUCCUGGGGUCCCUGUACCUGCGGCUGCAGCAGCUGCCGCACAGAAAUUAAUGCGGACAGACAGACUUGAGGUAUGUCGAGAGUACCAGCGAGGCAAUUGCAACAGAGGAGAAAACGAUUGUCGGUUUGCUCAUCCUGCUGACAGCACAAUGAUUGACACCAAUGACAACACAGUCACCGUGUGUAUGGAUUACAUCAAAGGGAGAUGCUCCCGGGAAAAGUGCAAAUACUUUCAUCCUCCCGCACAUCUGCAAGCCAAGAUCAAGGCUGCCCAAUACCAGGUCAACCAGGCUGCAGCUGCUCAGGCUGCAGCCACCGCAGCUGCCAUGACUCAGUCGGCUGUCAAAUCACUGAAGCGACCCCUCGAGGCAACCUUUGACCUGGGAAUUCCUCAAGCUGUACUUCCCCCAUUACCAAAGAGGCCUGCUCUUGAAAAAACCAACGGUGCCACCGCAGUCUUUAACACUGGUAUUUUCCAGUACCAACAGGCUCUAGCCAACAUGCAGUUGCAACAACAUACAGCAUUUCUCCCACCAGGCUCAAUAUUGUGCAUGACACCCGCUACAAGUGUUGUUCCCAUGGUGCACGGUGCUACGCCAGCCACUGUGUCCGCAGCAACAACAUCUGCCACAAGUGUUCCCUUCGCUGCAACAGCCACAGCCAACCAGAUACCCAUAAUAUCUGCCGAACAUCUGACUAGCCACAAGUAUGUAACCCAGAUGUAGAAUUUUCAUCACUAAACAAUCAUACUAAAGAGGAAAGGACAGUGUGCUUGGUUAGAGUAAAGGACGAGGUCAUUAGCCAUAUUGUAUAUACCGUCAAGCAACACACACAAAACCCCUCAGCCACAAGACAGCCACAUUUUGCAUGUUAACCAGAAGAAAAGACAACAUGGAAAUCCACUGCACACUGUUGCCUAUACACUUUGUACAUUUAAUUGAUAUUUGUGCUGAGGUGAUAUUCCUGUCUAAAAGAACAACAUUGUCUUUCUUUUCUAGCACAGAGUUAUGCAUUAAGAUAUGCAUACCUAAUUAGUUUCCUAUAUAUUCAUGCCAUCUGGAAAAGACAGACUAUGGUGUAACCAUGAUUCUCUUAUGUAUUGGUACGUCUGUAGACCAAGAUAUAAUUUUUUAAAAAUAGUUUAUUUCUUUCAAGGUUUACAAUAACAAAGGUGCACCUUUAUUUAAAAUUGCCAUUAUAGACGAGAGCGUGCAUGCACAGUCAUUUUUGUUUAAGAGUAAUAUUUUUAAUGUAAUAGAUUUUAAGAUGUGGUGAGGGAGGGAUCUGACAGAGAUGAAUGUGCCAAGCAAAACCACAACUGUGUAUCUUUUAAAGCACAUCAUGGCUUUAAGUACCAUGUUGUUAAGGAUUCUCAUGAAGUGCCAUAGACUGUACAUCAAAUUAGAGUAUUAUUUCUUCAGUGUUAUUGUUUUCAGAGCCACAUUUUGUUGCUUAUUUGCUAGUACUAAUCAGUCAAAGGGCACCAUUCUUUUUUUUUUCUUUUUUCUUUUUUCUUUUUUUUUUUGGAAACCAAAGCUGUCUCAGAAAUGGCCAAUUUAACUCUACAGUAACAAUAGACAGCACAACACAAACUCUCUCGAUACAGAUAAACUCACACAUACUGGAGAUAUAUAUAAUAGAUAUAUAUAUAUAUAAAAUUAUUUUAAUGCAUUGUAGUGUAAUAUUUAUGCAUACUAUACUGUAUAACAUGUUAUUCAAAAGGGAUAUGCCAUUUCUGAGACACGUUAACAAAAAAAAUGUUUGAGGAAAUUAUUUUGCUUCUAUUUAUAGCUCUGUCAAAAGUCAAAAGACUAUAAAUGCUUUGCAAAAAUGGUUUCACAUUUGCUUAAUGCUUCAUCACAGUCACAUUUAAAAUAGUGACUCUAAACAAAGAAGAAAGCAGCACUGUCAUCAGAUGCAUGAUAAACCAAAAUAUGAAAAUGGGAAAUGUUUAAUUAACCUAGUAAUUGGGUGGGUUAAGUACAUGGGUGAAUUUUAUAUGUGAUUUGUUUUGUUUUGUUUUGUUUUGUUCAGAUUAACUGCUUAUAGCCUUAGAAAGCCUUCUACAAAAUUAAAAAAAAAAUAGAUGUGCAUUCAGUUUUUAAGAAUGGAUUCAUCCAAAGGAAUUCCUUUUUCUGUGGUUUGGAUGUUGCAGCUAUAGCAAAGGAUAUUUUUGCUCUGUUCAGCAGUUCUAGAAAUUGCUGAAGUAGGGGCUAGGUCACUGGUAGUUAUAGUAUGGAAUGGGAGAAGCGAAAGUUCGGUUAUAGAACUUUCCAUACUUCCAAGUUUACUGCAAGUUUUUAUGCUUGAGAGAGAUGCUUUCUAAUAUAAGACUGAUGUGUUGAUUUUACUGAUUGUACUGUACAUCUAUUAAAGCCUUAGAUUAUUACAUUACGGGUUGGAACCCAUACCAAUGUAAUUUCAAUCAUGUUAAGAGAGUAAUGGUGACUUCACAUGUUAUUGUAGUUAGUUACAUUAUAGAAUACUACUUAUUUUUCUUGUUAAAAUGUAGUUUUUCAUUUCCUACAUUUAUUAGAUUUCAUUUUCUAUUAACAAUUGAAUACCAUUUCAGUUUAUAGACUAUUGUUUUAUUAGAUUUUACCGAUGAAUUUUUCAAAAUACAAAAAAAAUUAAAGUAGUUUUUCCUUCAUAACAUACUCAGUUUUGAAUUACAUGUAGUGUCAUACAAAUAUUCGUAUUAUUGUUAACUAAAUGAUUUAUAUUUUACUGAUUUAAUAUUAAAGUGUAAGAAUGUCAGUCAUUGUUAGUUCUUGUCUAGUUUUCAUUAAAAGAACAAAGAUCUUUUAUAUGGAUAUCUUAUAAAUAUAUAAUCAUUGCUAAGUAAGAAGUUAAGUUGUUGCUAUCGCAACAAUCCUGGCAGACAAUUGAGUAAUAUUUUGAUGAUUUAUUUUGUUUGUAAUUAGUUAUUAUAAGAAGAUCUAGAUCCUAGAUAUUAGAAUAAAAUUUAUUUUCUACUGUAUCCAUUUCAAAUGUUAAAGUAUUGUUUAAUAUUUUUGAAAUCCCUGAAUAUCAGGCCUUGUUAUAAAUAAGCUGCAUAAUCAAUAAAUAGAACAAGGGACUUUUUGUUGAUAAUCCAAAUACUCAAAGUUUACGUAAUGAGAAUUAUAGCGUGUGUGCAAACUCUUGAGGGUUGAUUAUGCUGCAAUUUAGCAUGUUGGAACGUCUAGAGAGAAGGUUGACUUUUUGCACUUCUGUAUAUAGUCAAAAGAGAGAAACCUGUAUAAUAGUAAGAUCUUAUUUUGAAUAAAAACGUCUAUAAUUACAAGGAGUUUUGUUAAGGCUAAUAAAAUGACAGACUGAGCAAAAUUGCUUGCAAAAGUGGCACAGAGUUAGCACUCCAUACCCCUUCAAACAUGUUGCUUUGCUUUAUUGUGGACAGCUUGUAGUUUGCCAGGAUUUUUUCAGCUGGAAAGAUAUGCCAUCCUUCCGAGAUCUCAUGACUGACAAAAACUCCAUUGGGCCAAAUCUGCCUGAAGAUCAUUACCAAAAAUAGCAGGUACUUCAACCAUUAAGGUGAAAUCAUGGAUCAGAUAUUCCGUACAUUUUUCGAAACUACUGCAUGUUUAAAACUUUCAACGAAAAAAACAAAAAAAAAAAAAAAAAAGAGAGAACUAUACUAAGGACAUAUAUGAUACAAAUCAGUUUCUGCCAAUUUCAGUGGUUUAUUGUUCACAAAAAAAAAAUCUUCAAAACAAGUAUUGACUUUCACAAAAUUUAAACCAUAAGCAGGCAAACCAAACAGCACACCGUAGCUAUAGUUGUUAUGUGAUUGUUUUUUAAUUGCCGUAGGAUCCUGUUCUUUCAGCAGGUGAAAAAAAAAAACACAGUUCAAAUUUCACGGUUUUAAUUUUCAACUCAGAAGCACUCAAAAAAGCAAAUAUGGUAAUUAAUGGGCACUUGUUUCAUGAAUUUGUGUAUCCAGCCUUCGUUCCAGCUGGCUAUCAUGUUGCACUUACCAGCAACCCUCCCGCUUUCAUCUGCUGAAAGGACAGAUGUGCUUGGUUUUACUAUUAUGUAAUCACAACUUACUUUCUGCUUGUAGUUGCUUAAAAUUAUGUAUUUUGUCUUGGGCUGCAAUUUGUUUUAUGCUUAUUUUAUUAUUACUGCAGUAGUUGACUUUGCUGUAUGGAAAAAUAAAGUGAAAUUGCCCUAAUAAAACUUCUCUUUCUUAAGUAUAUUUGCGUA
Messenger RNA from Lutra lutra (Eurasian river otter), 6022 nucleotides. It is a transcript of the gene MBNL1, whose product is annotated as muscleblind like splicing regulator 1. NCBI's taxonomy places the organism in Eukaryota, Metazoa, Chordata, Mammalia, Carnivora, Mustelidae. The record is from RefSeq and is a predicted model, not a curated record. Gene Ontology annotation, molecular function: metal ion binding. The coding region runs from base 1231 to 2541 and encodes 436 amino acids. The transcript has 12 exons.